AUGGCUGAUUUCCGUUUUGAGAACAAAGAUGAUUUAACAGAAACCAUUUCAAAUCUGGAAGAAUUCAAGAGAGAUGGCUUUGGCAAUUUACCGGGUGAGAAGGGAGGUGAUAUCACUUCCAAGACGAUUGACAAGAAUGCUUCCUUCGACUUUGGAUGGAAAUAUAAGAAAAAGAAGGUCCCACCCAACAGGAAGAAGAAGGUCACUUACAAAGACAGAGUUCGCACAUUACAUCUGCGAAGAAACAUAAACAACCUAGAUAGAAUACAUGAGGAAAAGAAAUUUUUCGUUAUGAAAACCAAGCAGGACCUAGAAGCAUGUUUGCAGCAAAUAGACUCAAUUCAGAAGCAGAAAAUCCAGGUGGAGGCUGAAAUAGAGAUGGAGAAAGAGGCCCACAACACUGCAGCUGUGUUUCGUCUACAAGCGAUGCACCAACGUCUGUGCACCGAACUGGAGCAUGAGAAAGACCUAGAGGAGAAAAUUUCCUCAAUUCUGAAAGACAAUGAGGAAAACAUGUGGCACAUUGAAAUCGAGGAGGGAAAAUUCAGCGCUCUCCGGGAGAAUCUUAAAGCAGAGGAAGAAAAAUUAGCACAACUUCUCCAAGAGCAGACGGAAGAGAGGCUUAUUCAGGCAAAGAUGGCGGCUAUCAGGAUAGAACACAAUAAAAACCUCCAACUCCAGAAAGCAAUAGAAAGGGAAAGGAACUACGAACUCCACCGUCAAAAAGUGAUCUCUGAGGCCAAGAAGAAUCAUAAGAUAGCAAUCCAGUUCCUAAGAACCACCUUGGCAAAGGUUCGCAAAAAAGAAGCCAAGGAGGAGAAGAAAUCACAAGAAUAUAUGAAGAGAAGAAUGGACGCUGUGAUAGCCCUGAAGAACAACAUUACCACAAAUCGGGAUACCCUCCAGAAACUUAGGGCCUGGGACCAAGCCAGGCUUCACUUGAUUAAAAAGAAGGAAGAGGCUGAGAAGGAGGUCAUAGCAGCCCUGGGAGGGGAUGCUAUCAAGCAGACUUUACACGAAAAGCGAAAUAUGGAAUUAGACAUCCGGAGACAACUCUUCGAAGAAGAGCAAAGAAUUCGAAAAUGUGAAAUUGUGAAUCGACUUCUGAAGGAAGAGGCUGAUGAUGAAAAAAGGAAACAGAGACAGUUGGACCUGGAAAAUGGGAAAAGAUGGCUAAUUAAAGCCAAGAAGCUCCCAAGCUUGAAGGAGAGAACUUGGCACCAUUUUAUGGACAUCUGUGAAGGACAAAGCCAGGAUCUUACCAGUGCUGCGGACAGUCACAGACAUGCUUCCAUAUCUGAACAGGAGUGUUGUUUGAGCGUUGGCUCCACUGAUGAAGAAUUGCUUAAUAGUCAGGAAGGAGAAACUCUAACAGAGCCAGAAAUUAUGGGGCUCUGGAGUGAAAAGUAUAAGCCCUACAAGGUGCCAAAAGAUGAGGUGGAACACAAGCCUGUGGGUGGGACCAAGAUGGAACAAGACAUCUUGGCGAACACACUGGAGAAACUCAGGAGCGGGAUGAUCCAUAAACAAGUAGUGUCUGGGCGUGAAUUUAAGGGCUGCCCCUUCUAUAGCAAGCCUGAUCUCAUUCACUUUAAGAACUUUGAUGUUGGUAAAACGUAUAAAAAAAAGAUGACAUUAAUCAACGCGUCUUACACUAUUAACUACUGCAAGCUGGUGGGAGUUGAGGAUCAUCUCAAGGACUUCAUUAUUAUCCACUUUGAUCCUCCAGGUCCAAUGUCAGCUGGAAUUUCAUGCGAGGUCCUCAUCACUUUUAAGCCGAUGAUAAAUAAAGAUCUUGAAGGCAACAUAACAUUUUUGGCUCAGACAGGUUCAUUUUCUAUCCCACUGAAAUGUACAACAAAGAAAUGUGUUCUGUCCCUGGAUAAAGAGCUCAUUGACUUUGGCACGUAUGUGGUAGGAGAGAUUGUUUCACGGACCGUCACCCUGGAAAACCAUGGAGCCCUGGGUACAAAAUUUCAUGUGCACACAGACGCUGAGAAAUCUGAUUUUGAAGCCAAAUCCUUCAUAACAGAUAGCACUUUAUAUUCAUUGGAUGACAAAGUUACAGAGGAGAAAAACACCCUCAACCUUUCGGAUACCCAGAGUGAGAUCUAUUGUCCUCCCACCCUAGAUACAAUUCCAUUCAUGAGCCCUAAAGUCUCAGACAGUCCCGUUGGAGAACCACGCCAAGAACAUGCCAUUGUUACAGUCGAAGAACCCACAUAUGAAGGAGUAGAAAUUAACUCUGUUGAAGACCAAACAGAAAUCAAACUGGGAGAGAUAACAACCAAUGAAAUUGGACCCUUCAGCUCCGUCAAAAUUCCCAUAAUCUUUGCUCCAAUAAUCCCAGGAUCUUCAGAAGCCAAGUUUCAGCUCAGCUUUAAGAAUCCUGAUUGCCCACCUUUAUGUUUCACAGCUGUGGGGCUUGCAAUUAUUGUGCCUGUCUGGGUUCCAAAGCCAAAUGUGGACCUGAACAUCUGUAUGUAUGAUCGAUUAUACCAACAUGCUGUCAUCAUUCAGACCAGGUCGAAAGCUGCCCUGCGCCUGAAAUUUGAAGUAUGUGAAAAAUUGAAAAAACACAUAGAACUCCUCCCAGAAACUGGUUACAUUCAAGCCCAGUCUUCAUAUAGCGUUCAGCUCAAGUUCUUGCCCAAACUCUCCCUCGCAGAAGAUGCAGGAGAAUAUUUUGACAAAGAGACAAGAGUCCUACAGGCCCCUAUGACAAUAAGAGUGGCUGAUCAGAAAAGGCCUGUGAAAUUCACCGUCCAUGCUGUCGUCACGACAUCGGAUUUGGACAUCGAACCCAAAGAAGUGGAUUUUGGAUACUGCACUAUCUACGAAGCUAUUUAUACAAAAAUUACUCUCAUUAAUAAAUCUCUCCUCCCUCAGGAGUUUGGAUUCAUCAGCACCCCGGAGUUUGUGGAAAUUCAGCCCAAUGAUGGCUUUGGAACCAUCCUGCCCUUACAGUCUUUGUUCCUUGAUGUCAUCUUUAAACCCAGCAAAGCAAAGGAAUAUAACUUCCAGCUGAUUUGCAUUUCUGAAAUUAACAGAGAAUUUAGGCUGUCAUGCAAAGCGAUUGGCGUCCACCCCCCUCUGGAGCUGUCUCACUACCGAAUCAAGUUUGCAGCCACAGCUUUAUUUGACACAUCAACGGUUACCCUCUAUGUGAUCAAUUCCCACACAAACAUGAACUCCCUGACUCAUGCAGUGCCCCGCAUUGGUACUGAAGAAAUCGCACCUGUGGGACCCACCUCUUUUGAAUUCCUUUUGCCCAGAGAUGCCCCAAUCAUGAUCAUACCUUCUGUGGGGACCGUGCUACCAGGAAAGAAAUGCAUGAUUGAAGUGAUUUUCCGACCAGUGCUGUCAGAGACAACAAUCAAAAAAGAAGUCGUGAAAAUGAGGAACAGAAAACUAGGAAUACAACAGCCUAAAAAGGAGUCACCCCCAAAGAAAGGGGGGAAAUUUAUGCCGGCUGCUCCCCUCAAGGCAGCUGUCAGGUGGCUGAAGCCCCGCUCUCCUCUCAAGAAGGAACGCCACAAACCAGCGAAAAUAACCACGGAUUCAGAAGAAUACCUGAUUGCAAAAGCCACCUUGACUAGAGAUUUCCAAAAACAGUUUCGUAAAUAUGUCAUACCAUGUGUCAUUGCCAGUGGAGACAUUAAAGACAAGAAAGAAAUGGUACCAAUGAAUUUCAGUCCUUAUAACACACUGUACCUGGAACUAUACUGUCCAACGGUGGCUCCCUCUAUCGUGGUUGCUUCAGACAAUGGGAAAACCGUGUUCAACUUUGGAGACAUUGCAGUCGGGCACAGGGGGAUCAAAAGGAUCACACUCCAGAAUGUCAGCUCAGAAUACCUGGAUCUGGAGUUUUCGAUACUGAAUCCCUAUGGCCCCUUUAUACUGCUAUGUCCUUGUCGUGGCCUUCAAUCUAAAGAAAGCGAAGUCGUUGCCGUAUCAUUCUCUCCCCGCGAGAGUAACACGUUCUUGGAAACCCUGGACAUCAUGUCAAAGAAAGGGACCCUCACCCUGACCAUGGUGGGCAAAGGUGUGGCAUCCACAAUUACCUGCUCCAUCGAAGGAGAUGUCCUGAAUAUGGGAUAUGUUAUUGUUGGAGAAACUGCCACAUCGACGUUUAAACUUCAGAAUAGCUCGACACUCCCAAUCAAAUAUUCCAUCUUUCUGGAGAGCCUCUCCCUGAUGAGAAAUAAGGAACAGCUGGAGAUGCCGGGUUUUGUCAAUAACUCAGAAAGAAGGACCAAUAUCAUUGGCACCCAGAACUACAACGGCCGUAGCGUGUUCAGCGUCUCCCCAGUAGAUGGAGUCAUUGAGCCAGGGAAGACUCAGGACUUCACUUUGACCUUCAGCCCGGACCAUGAGAGCCUCUACUUUUCCGACAGGAUGCAGGUGAUGCUGUUCAAUAAGAGAAUGUCCCAUCAGAUCCUCUUGAAAGGGGCCGCAAGAGAACACAUGAUGUUUGUGGAAGGAGGGGACCCUCUGGAUGUGACCGUAGAGUCCCUGGCUGUAAUCAAGUCUAUGACUGAGGAAGACCAAAAAGAAGAUGCAGAAGAGAUGAAGGCAAUUAUCCUGACUCUUGAGUACAUCCAGCUGGAUUCCGCAUCCACUCCUGCCACCCGUGAACUACAAGUAGGAUGUAUCCGAACCUCUCAGCCCACUCUGAAGAAGAGUAUUGACUUCAGCCUGGACAACAUCCACCUCCUUCAGCAUAAAGGCUUCACGGUGGAACCCUUCAGAGGAGCUGUGGAGCGUGGCCAGACCAAGACCAUCACUGUGUCCUGGGUGCCUACGGCUGAUUUCGAUCCUGAUCAACCACUUGUGGUCACCACCUUCCUGACACUCCGGGGAGAUGUGAAGGAGACCUAUAGGCUCGUCUUCAUCGCCCAUGUGGUAUCAGAGUGGAUUCUGGGCACUUCACCCAAAUAG
Messenger RNA from Trichosurus vulpecula (common brushtail), 4941 nucleotides. It is a transcript of the gene CFAP74, whose product is annotated as cilia and flagella associated protein 74. NCBI's taxonomy places the organism in Eukaryota, Metazoa, Chordata, Mammalia, Diprotodontia, Phalangeridae. Bases 1 to 4941 code for a protein of 1646 amino acids. The record is from RefSeq and is a predicted model, not a curated record. The transcript is spliced from 38 exons.